AUGGGCAGCGAGGCGGGCAGCCCGCCGGCGACCACGGCGGGGCAACAGCUCCGCGCUCUCUUCUACGUGCUGCCGCCCGGCGAGAGCUCCUUCCGCACGGUGGAGGAGGUGCCCGACUACGUGGAGAAGAGUAUUCCGUUCUUCAUUGCUUUUAUUGGGCUGGAGUUUGCUGUCAGCUGGGCUCAGAAGCGCAAGCUGUCAGGUCGGAUCAAUGAUGGCAUAAGUAGUCUUUCUUUAGGUAUCCUGUCUCGACUGCCAGAUGUUUUAUUCAGAAGUGUUGACUUAAUUAGUUAUGUCUACAUAUGGAAUAACUACAGACUCUUUGAACUGCCCUGGGACUCACCAUGGACGUGGUAUUUGACAUUCCUGGGAGUGGACUUUGCAUACUACUUCUUUCAUCGCAUAAGCCAUGAGGUUAAUAUAGUGUGGGCAGCGCACCAAGUACAUCAUAGUUCUGAAGAUUACAACUUAUUCACAGCCUUGAGACAAUCUAUACUGCAGAAGUACACCUCCUGGAUUUUCAACUUGCCCAUGGCUCUUUUCAUUCCACCUUCAGUGUUUGCUGUUCAUCUACAAUUUAAUCUACUUUACCAGUUCUGGAUACAUACAGAGGUUAUCACCAACCUUGGGCCUCUGGAGUGGAUUCUUAAUACUCCCAGUCAUCACAGAGUUCACCAUGGUAGAAAUCCUUACUGCAUUGACAAAAAUUAUGGCGGAACACUCAUUAUCUGGGACAGGAUAUUUGGAACAUUUGAGGCAGAAGAUGCGAAAGUUGUAUAUGGCUUAACACAUCCAGUAAAUUCAUUUGAUCCCAUCAUGGUCCAGUUACGUCCCUUGGUUCAUAUUUGGAACACGUUUUGGGCCACACCUGGAUUCUGCAAUAAGCUUUCUGUCAUAUUCAAAGGGCCAGGCUGGGGACCAGGCAAACCUAGACUUGGCCUUCCUGAGGAAAUCCCAGUGAUCACUGGAAAGGAAGUUCCCUUCAAUCCAAGUGUACCAGCCUAUCUUAAUUGCUAUGCAGUUGUACAUUUUGCUGUAAUAGUGGACUUGUAUACUGAACUUCUUGGUACUGUGACUAUGUUAUCACAGGGAACUAUUCUCCUGAGAAUUGGCUUUAUCAUUCUAUCCCUGACCUCUUUCGGACUACUUAUGGAGAACAGGCCCAAAGCAGGAAUUUUGGAAAUCAUCCGCUGCUUGGUCUUCGUGGGUGUGUACAAACUUGGCUACUUAAGGAGUCAGUUUUCUUCCUUGAGCUAUGCAUAUGAGGUCUUGUUUUCCCUCUGCGCUGCAUUCUGGGGAAUCCAAAUUAUGAAGCGGAUCACUUCAUACAAAGAUAAACAUCAUUGAAAGAGCAGAUCUAUCAUCACUUUAAUUAUGGAAACAGCACUUUGGAAUAACCUUCUAAGUUCCUUGGAAUUAAUCAAGAGCAGAUCUAACAUCACUUUAAUUAUGGAAACAACACUGUGGAAUAACCUUCUAAGUUCAUUGGAAUUAAUCAACCAUGAC
Molecule: messenger RNA, 1506 nt
Organism: Gavia stellata (red-throated loon)
Lineage: Eukaryota; Metazoa; Chordata; Aves; Gaviiformes; Gaviidae
Gene: AGMO
Product: alkylglycerol monooxygenase
Exons: 13
Coding region: 1-1347 (448 amino acids)
Biological process (GO): lipid biosynthetic process
Cellular component (GO): endoplasmic reticulum
Molecular function (GO): oxidoreductase activity; iron ion binding
Source: RefSeq, a predicted model, not a curated record